GCUCUCCUCUCCGCUUCCAAUGUCGCCGCCGCUCCUCCUCCUAUUAAACCCACUCCUCCUCUCCCACGCGCAUUCAUCUUCAUCUUCUUCUCCCGCAAUCUUCACCGACUCCCCCUCCAUCUACGAAUGGCAGUCCGCGCGCGCCACCUACUACGCCGCCUCCGACCCGCGCGACGCGGUGGGCGGCGCGUGCGGCUACGGCGACCUGACGAAGGCCGGCUUCGGGAUGGCCACGGUGGGGCUCAGCGAGGCGCUGUUCGAGCGCGGCCAGAUCUGCGGCGCGUGCUUCGAGGUCCGCUGCGUGGACGACAUGCGGUGGUGCAUUCCGGGAACCUCCAUCAUAUUAACGGCGACGAACUUCUGCGCUCCCAAUUACGGCUUCACCGCCGACGGUGGGGGCCACUGUAACCCCCCGAACAAGCACCUGGUGCUUCCGAUUGAGGCCUUUGAGAAGAUCGCUAUCUGGAAAGCCGGGAAUAUGCCGGUCCAGUAUCGCCGGAUUAAAUGUAGAAAGGAAGGAGGAAUUCGGUUUACCAUAGACGGGUCAAGUAUCUUUAUUUCAGUUCUGAUCAGCAAUGUUGCGGGCACUGGAGACAUAACUGCAGUGAAAAUCAAGGGUUCAAAAACUGGUUGGCUUCCAAUGGGACGGAAUUGGGGUCAAAACUGGCAUAUAAAUGCUGAUUUGAAGAAUCAGCCUCUUUCUUUUGAGGUCACAAGUAGUGAUGGGUUGACAGUUGCAUCUUACAAUGUUGCUCCCAAGAAUUGGAACUUUGGGCAGACCUUUGAAGGGAAGCAGUAUGAGUCUUGAAAAACCUCACCUUGUAGGAGAACUAGUGAAAAAACGACUACUUCCUUACUCUUCCCCUUUUUUUGUUUCCUUUUUCCGGGGCAAAUAGCUGUUAGAUUGCAAAAUGCAAAUGAUGACAUCUUGUACAAAAGAUGAAUGUGAAGGGCGUGAGAUGCUUGAGGUCCUAAGGUUGCUGAGACUGAUCUCUUGUGAAGGGAUGGGGAUUAUUUUGCUCUCAGGAUGCUUUGAUUUAGAGUUUAAGCUCUGUCAAUUGCGUAUUGUAAUUUGGUGAUUAUAUUCAUAGUUCAUGCUAUU
Molecule: messenger RNA, 1102 nt
Organism: Argentina anserina (silverweed cinquefoil)
Lineage: Eukaryota; Viridiplantae; Streptophyta; Magnoliopsida; Rosales; Rosaceae
Product: expansin-A13
Exons: 2
Coding region: 20-808 (262 amino acids)
Biological process (GO): plant-type cell wall organization
Cellular component (GO): extracellular region
Source: RefSeq, a predicted model, not a curated record